AUGGCGUGCAGUCAACGUGCCUCCGACCCUUGCCUACGGGCGUGGAUAUGGGCGUGGGUUUGGGCGUGCGUGUGGGUGUGUGCAUGUUCCGGCUCGUACAGAGAAGUGGCGCCGUGUACGUUUAACCUCAUGUGUACGUGUCGGUACGCCAGUGACGGCACGAUACCUGACCUAACCAUGUCACCUACAGCGCUGGACCACAUCACGGAGAUGACCUGUGUGGGUGUACCCUUCGCCCGGAUACCUGGUAUCCCGCCCGGCCUGGUGCUACAAAUGGACCUGGUGAACUCUGGGCUUGAGGUGAUUGCUGAUGGUGAUUUUGGUGACACGAGAGUAGGCAACCUGCGCCUGAUGUCGAACAGCAUACGUCUUAUUGGUGAUAAAGCCUUCAGUGGUAUGAGUCACUCUCUACAGUCACUGGACCUGAGUUUCAACGAGCUGACAGCUGUCCCUCGCCAGGCUCUCAGACCGCUCAAGGCUCUCGAGUGGAUCAACCUGCAUGGGAACCACAUCGCGGAGCUGCUGGCGGAGGACUGGGCGGGGCUGCGGGACACCCUGGCCACACUCUUCCUGGGGGAGAACGACGUGGACCAUGUGCCCCGCGACGUGUUCUCCAGGUGUAAGCGGCUCCUCUGGCUGAACCUGGACGACAACAACAUCCUGGCGCUGGAACGAGACUCCCUCUCCAGGAAUAUUCAGACUCUGAGUCUCAACCACAACCUACUGACAGGCUUCCCCUCAGAGGCCGUCAGUAGCAUCCGGGACCUGACGUGGCUGUUCCUCAGAGGAAACCUUCUUGAUAGGCUUCCAGACACUGGCUUCAUCGUUCAGAAGAAACUGGACAAGUUAGAUCUCGGGGAAAAUUUCAUUCGGUUUAUUCCAAAUAAUCUCUUCAACGGCUCUCUCACUGUUCGAGACCUUCAUCUGGAUUUUAAUCUCCUGACGGAAAUUCAAGACAGCGCCUUCCAGGGCCUCAACCCCGGGCGGCUCUACCUCUCAGCCAACAACAUCUUCAACAUCACCGACAACGCGUUCUUGGGCGGACCCGAGAACUCCCUGGUGAUGGUCGACCUCGAGAAGAACAGGUUACAGACCGUUCCUAAAGCUCUGUCUCACCUAAAGAGACUCCGUUACCUCUAUCUACCCGAUAACCAAAUUGCUGCCAUCAAAGACGACGCCUUCCGGUCCUUCUGUGAGUCUCUGGAGUCCUUGAGUCUGUCCGGGAACCAGCUGAAGGCCAUACCUCGAGCCUCCCUUGAGAACUGCAGCACCAUCGCCCACCUCAACCUCGGUCACAACCAGAUUACCGAGAUCCUGGAGGAGGACUUCGAGACGUGGGGAGACAACCUGGACACUCUCGUACUGAGGAACAACAGAAUUUUCAAGAUUCCGCCACACGCCUUCAGACACGCUCCAAAACUCCGGGAGUUGAGUCUCUCCUUCAACAGAAUAGUUGACAUCAAUCCCGAUUCCUUCAUUGAUGUUCUCAACACACUGGAAAUCCUCGAGAUCAGCUUCGGGUUCUACAGGGAUGAUUAUUUCCCCGAGGAGGUCCUGAAGCCGCUCACGUCGCUACAGUGGAUCGCCCUCGACAACAAUAACUUUAGAACCAUCUCAGAGACAGCCUUGUACUCAUUCGGUGAGCUGCGCUACUUCAACAUGGACUCCAACCGCCUCUCACACAUCCCCAAGACGCUCUUCCACCAGAACGUCCACAAGAAACUCGGCGACAUCAGACUGGCGCUCAACUUCCUGGAGCGGGUGGAAGUCCACACCUUCGCUAACCUCGACAACUUGAGAACUCUCGUCCUCACCAGCAAUAAAAUCAAAACUCUCCACUUUGAGUCGUUUAAGGGACUGCCCAAACUUAACACUGUUCUGCUCAGCGAUAACCAAAUCGAGCAAAUUGAGCCUCGGGCGUUUUCUGAUAUUCCCAAUCUGAUGGAGCUGGAUCUUCAACACAAUCGGCUGAGGGAGUUCUCUCUGGCUGCCUUCACUAACGUGAGUACCGCCAUAGACGCUCUGGCCAUCAAUGUCUCCUCCAACAAGAUCAAAGAACUGAGUGUCAGCUCUGGUCCGGCGCCGAAUAUCAAGAGCUUCGACGUCAGCCGUAACGAACUGAAGGAGGUGCCUGUCAACUUCCUGGGAUCCAUCGCGCUCUCUCUUCAGCGUCUUUAUCUUGGUUACAACAAAAUCAAGAAGCUAGACAGCAGCGCCUUCGGGGAUCUCGAGAAACUCCAGAUGUUGAUCCUCGUCCACAACGGUAUCGAACAAAUUCGGUCAAGAGCGUUUGCCUCCCUGGAGAAAGUCCAGUUCAUGGACUUGAGUCAUAACCAUCUUAAGAACUUACCACCCGAGUGUUUCACCGACGUAACCUUCUUACGAGUCCUCGACCUCUCCAACAACGAGCUGCGGUCUCUGCCCAACUCCGUCUUCCGCGGCACACAGCUGGAGAAACUCAAACUCUCCCACAACGAGUUCGUCUCCAUGCCCACGGCAGGAUUCGCGGAGGUGGAGACAACGCUACACUACCUCGACAUCUCCCACAACCACCUUGAACACCUCGACAGCACCAUGUUCGACAGCUUCCCCAACCUCAUCGAGCUGAACCUGGCUACCAACCGCCUCACCAUCCUCCCCGACAACGUCUUCGUCAGCCUCACCAGACUCAUCACUUUGGACCUGAGCGGCAACCCCGUCCGUGCCAACUUCAAGGAGCUGUUCCACUACACACAGAACGUCCAGAAACUCAACAUGGCCAACAUCGGCUUCAGUUCGUCUCCCAUCAUCCCGCUGCCCAACCUCAUCUCCCUCAAUUUGUCCUCCAACCACAUGUCUGAGAUCGAAGUGCAGAGUAUCGAGAGCCUAUACCAGUUGCGCUCCCUUGACCUCUCUUACAACGACCUGCCGCAGGUCCGCUCAAGGCUCUGGCGACACAUGCCCUUCCUCAAGUUCCUCGACCUCUCUUUUAACCCCAUAGAGUCGUUGACGAAGGACAGUUUCGGCGGGGCGUCCAGUAUCGAGACACUAGUACUCAGUAACCUGGACGAGAUCAAACGCUUCGACUACGACGCCCUGUCUCACAUGACCUUCCUGAGAGAGUUGUAUAUGAACACCUACCCACGCAUCGAGAAGUACAGGUUCCGUACGGGUCACCUGCUGGCUACGGUCCACACCCUGCAGAAGCUUCACUUGGAGGUUCGUGAGAACGCCCUUACGGACCAGAUCACGGGCGCCUUCGGUCCUAAACUGAAGGAACUCCACAUCACCGGCAGGAACCUGAAGGAUAUCGACUCCAAAACCUUCCGAGGAUUUCAAAACAAACAUGAAUUAUUGUUGAGUAUUACGGACACGUCGAUCCAGUCACUACCAGACGGCCUCCUGACGCAGCUCUCAGACGUGGCUUACCUCUCCCUCAACUUAAGGCGGAACCAACUCAAGUUCCUCAACCCCCACGUGCUGUAUGAGAACGGCUCUGAGUGGGAGAGUAGGGGCACGACAUUUGUUGCUGGUGGACUGGCGCUAGAGGGCAACGCUUGGACGUGUGAGUGUUCCCUGGUCUGGCUGGGGCACUGGCUGAGGAGGUGGCUGAGGGAGACGCUGCAGAUACACACAGCUAUGCUUAAGGGCGCCCAGCAGGUACACACUCUGGCACGGGCGGCAACAUGUUUUGAACCCACCACAGGUCAACAAGUUCCCCUCCUUGACCUACACUCCGAGGACCUGGGCUGCCACGCCUCAGCCCUCAGCGACUCCGGCCACGCCUCGCCCACAGCUACGCCCACACCCUCGACGAUCGCUCUCCUCCUCACGCCCACGCUUCUCAUUCUCUUCUUCGGGUCUUGAUAGUAAAGUGUGUGUGUGUGUGUGAGAAAUUGGACCUUAGCUUCAACCUCCCAAGACACUUCGGGGAACUUUGGCCCAUAAACUGGUAGGAAAUUGGUGUGUGUGUGUUGAUGGGGGUUG
Homarus americanus (American lobster) is the source of this 3966-nucleotide messenger RNA. Its product is annotated as chaoptin-like. Gene Ontology annotation, molecular function: protein binding. The record is from RefSeq and is a predicted model, not a curated record. Gene Ontology annotation, cellular component: extracellular matrix. NCBI's taxonomy places the organism in Eukaryota, Metazoa, Arthropoda, Malacostraca, Decapoda, Nephropidae.